AUUGGUGAAACUGCGGCUUGACAUUGACAGAUGACAAGUCAUCUAACGCCCCCUUUCUCAGUCUACCGAAAAAGUGUUGAAAAUUCACAAAACACAGGUCAGUUUUUGGCGAAGUCGACAAAGCUUUUAAAAAAUUUGUGUGUAACGACGUGUUUACAAACGAGUAAAAACGACGAUAUCGGCGAUUACCACCGGACUCGGGUCUAUAAUGGCAGCCAGCGAUUCUGCAGGCGAUGAUUCUUUGUAUCCCAUUGCUGUUUUAAUCGACGAACUCAAAAAUGAGGAUGUGCAGCUUCGGCUAAACUCAAUAAAAAAACUUUCAACAAUAGCUUUGGCUCUUGGAGUAGAACGCACAAGAACAGAACUAAUACCUUUUUUGACAGAAACUAUAUACGACGAAGAUGAGGUUCUUUUGGCACUUGCAGAACAAUUGGGAACUUUCAUAAAUUUAGUAGGAGGUUCUGAGUAUGCCUAUUGUCUUCUACCACCUUUGGAAAGUUUAGCUACAGUUGAAGAAACUGUAGUUAGAGAUAAAGCAGUAGAAUCAUUAAGAGCUGUAGCCCAGCAGCACAGUCCUGCUGAUCUAGAGACACAUUUUGUACCUCUAGUACAGAGGUUGGCUGCUGGGGAUUGGUUUACAACCAGAACCUCAGCUUGUGGGUUAUUUUCAGUAUGUUAUCCAAGAGUCUCAGCACUAGUUAAGGGUGAACUAAGAGCUCAUUUUAGGGCUCUAUGCCAAGAUGAUACACCUAUGGUGCGAAGAGCUGCUGCAACCAAACUUGGUGAAUUGGCUCAAGUUGUUGAAUUGGAAUAUCUGAAAUCUGACCUAAUACCUAUGUUUGUUAAUUUAGCCCAAGAUGAACAGGAUUCAGUUCGACUUCUUGCAGUUGAAGCCUGUGUUAGUAUUGCAACACUUUUACAACAAGAAGAUGUUGAACAACUAGUAAUGCCCACUCUUAGACAAUGCACAGGUGAUACAUCCUGGAGAGUCCGAUAUAUGGUAGCAGAAAGAUUUACAGAAUUGCAGAAAGCUGUGGGACCUGAAAUUACAAGGACUGACUUGGUUAAUGCUUUCCAAAGCCUUUUGAAAGAUACUGAAGCUGAAGUUAGAGCUGCAGCAGCAAAUAAAGUAAAAGAUUUUUGUCAAAACUUGGACAAGGCUCAUCAAGAAAACAUUAUAAUGACAAAUAUUCUACCAUGUGUUAAAGAACUAGUAGCAGAUCCAAAUCAGCAUGUCAAAUCAGCCUUGGCCUCAGUUAUUAUGGGCUUGAGCCCAAUUCUUGGUAGACAUAAUACAAUAGAGCAUUUAUUGCCAUUGUUUCUAACCCAACUCAAAGAUGAAUGUCCUGAAGUCAGGCUCAAUAUUAUUUCUAAUUUGGACUGUGUAAAUGAAGUAAUAGGCAUUCAACAACUAUCUCAGUCUCUCCUCCCAGCCAUUGUAGAACUGGCAGAAGAUUCAAAAUGGAGGGUACGAUCGGCUAUUAUAGAAUACAUGCCUUUGUUAGCUGGCCAACUGGGUAGAGAAUUUUUUGAUGAAAAAUUAAAUGCUUUGUGCAUGACAUGGUUGAUGGACCAUGUGUUUGCUAUUAGAGAAGCUGCCACAUUAAAUUUAAGAAAAUUGGUUGAUCAGUUUGGAGCAGAAUGGGCAGAGAGUACAAUCAUACCUAAGGUUCUAGCAAUGUCUAGGGAUCCGAAUUAUUUAUACAGAAUGACAUGUUUAUUCUGUAUAAACGUCUUAGCUGAAGCUUGCGGUAGUGACAUAACCACAAAAGUGCUUUUACCUACCGUGCUGAGCAUGGCGAACGAUAAAGUAGCAAACGUCAGAUUCAACGUUGCCAAAACCUUACAACGGAUAGCGCCGCAAUUGGAUCAAUCAGUCAUACAGCCUCAAGUCAAGCCUGUGCUAGACAAAUUGAAUGUUGACACUGAUGUGGAUGUAAAAUAUUCAGCGUCCGAAGCCAUCAUGGGCAUUGCUGUCCAAACAAGACUGCAUAAAUCGAGAAUUCAAAAAUAUUGACCUAGAAGAUUGAAUUACAAGUAUGAGACAUGUUUUAAAGAAGUAAUUUUUUUUUAAAUCUGUAAAUAAAUGUUGCAUCUGUUUAUAUUAAAUUUUUAGUAAUAGAGGUGCGUUUGAUUAAAAGUUUACAACAAACCAUUACUGUGUUACUUUUUAAAAAUUAUCUCUAAGAAAAUGUUGGCAAUAAGCAAGAGAUUCGUUGGUUAUUAUACAGACAGUGUCAUUUACAUAUGUAAAAAAUAUUGAUAACAAUUGUAAAGGGCCUAGCUGGGUAAGAUGAUGCCCAUAACUUGAUACGAAUUCCAUAUAGGCUACUUUUUAUAGAGAAACUCACGUGAUCCUCCUAGAGCCUAAUCAGGCUUUUAGGUUUUUAUUUUUUAUCUCAGCCACAUCGAGAGCUAGCGAAAAACUUAUAAAAAAGUUGUACCUUUCAAAAAGAUCUGCUUGAAAAAUUUUUUUUAUUUUUAGCGGGAAAUUUUAAUUAUUAGAACGAUUUUAAAAUUUUAAAUGAGUCUAAAAAGACGGAAAACACUUGUUCUCACAAAAAUAUAUAUACAUAUAAUACUAACAUGUAUUUUUGAACUACAUUUCACCCUGAUUUUUUUCAAAUUUUUAAAAUGGUGAAACAUACUUUUAAAAAUAAAAACCGCAUUUUUCGCUAUUUAGAUACAAUUUUAUGUAGGGUGUUUCAAAAAAGGUAACACCGUCUCUAGGGUAGGUAAAAACUAAAAAAAUAAUUGGGGUUUGCAUAGUAAAAGAUUUUUGUAACACCAUCCAUUUUCAAGAUACAGGGCGUUGAAGAAAACAAAAUUUUACACAUUUUUUACGAUUUUGUCGAAACUACUGGCAACAUUGUAAUAAAAUUUGGCGGGUUUUAAGAGGUAGUCAUUGUGCAUUUUUUGGCGUAAAUUAAGAGUUCAAUUCAUCAUACGGGCAAUGGUCUGAACUUUCAUAAUAUUUCAUAUUAAAAAUAAUUUUUAAAUUGCUCGUUCUAUUUGUGACUAAAAAUCUAUCUUCCCUUUUUUUUCAUACGACACGCCGUUUUCAUGCAAAAAAAUAAAAUAUCUUAACUCUUCCAAAGUAUUCGAAUUAAGUUUUUAUAUAUGGAUGUAUGUAUCUAUAUAUAGAAACUUAGUUCGAAUAUGUUGUAAAGGUUAAAAUGUGCUAUUUUUGCAUGGAUCGUUGUAUAAAAAAAGGGAAGAUAGAUUUUUGUCACAAAUUAAACGAGGGAUUCAAAUUAAGUUCACCCCAUUAUCUGUAUACGCGCCAAUGAUGAGUAUAAAAUUCUUAAUUGUAUGUAAAAAGUACACAAUAACUAUCUCUUAAAACCUGCCAAAUUUUGUUAAAUGUUGCCAGAAGUUUCGGCAAAAUCAUAAAAAAUGUGUAAAAUUUUGUUUCCUUCAACGCCCUGUAUCUUGAAAAUGGAUGGCGUUACAAAAAUUUUUUACUAAGCAAACCCAAAUUAUUUUUUAGUUUUCUACUCAUCCUAGAGACGGUGUUACCUUUUUGAAACACCUUUUUUUCAUAAAAUUGUAUCUGAAUAGUGAAAAAAUGCCAUUGUUUAUUUUUAAAAGUACCCUGCACCAAUUUUAAAUGUCUGAAAAAAAUUAAGUGUGAAAUAUUGUGCAAAAAUACACGUUAUAGGGGAGAGUUGGACAAAACGGGAUACCAUUCUUGUUUAUUUUUAUUACGGAAAAUAUGUUUAAAAAAUUAUCAUAUUAUUAUUUUUUAUAGGUAUAAUAUUUAUUGAAGCACAAAAAACAUAUUUUUCACAAAAUAGUAAAAAAAAAUAUUUAUUAAAGUCCUGCACAUCCCGUUUUAGCAUGCCACUGUUGGAUAAAACGGGAUAGGUUCACAAUAUUUAAUUUUUUGCAUAAAAUUAUCUAAAAAGUAUAUUGAAGUAGAUAUAAGACUGCAAAGCAAAAUUUACCUUUGAAAAAACAAUAUAUUUAGUAGUCAGAAACUUAAAAAUAGGGCCUUUUUAUGUUUUAUUGCAAAAUGGGAAAUAAGAUCUUUUAUUUAGAACUAGUUACGUACCUAUAUCAGAACAAAAGUCGAGUAUGAGAGUCCAGUAUGAGAAUACGCUUUAUAGUUAUUUAAAAAAUGUAUAGGCCAACAAAUAAAUAGGUGGAUAAAACGGGACAUAAAAAACUGCAUCCCAUUUUAUCCAACUUAUAAGUGUCCCGUUUUGUCCAACUCAGACAUUUUUCAAGACAAAAAUGGCUCCUGCCUAAACGUGAAAAUAAAAUUAGAUAGACUACACGUUAUAUUCGUUAAUGAGUGCUUAAUUAAAUGUAAUAGUCACCGGAAUUAUAUGUUUAGAUAUGUAGCUAAUAUAAUGUAAAUAACAACGCACUUAAAAGCACAAAGUACCAAAAAAAUAGUCAAACAAUUCUAAACACAACAACUUUUCAUCAAAUAGUGGCAUCGAGGUAAAACGAACUGAGGAUGUUAAAAUGACGACUGAGAACAAGUUUUCAUCGUUGUCCGAGUGAUAGCAGCACUAGUUGGGUCUCUAAGCCAGGUAUCUCGUUUUAUCCGACUAUCCCGUUUUAUCCAACUCUCCCCUAUAUUUUUUCGUGAGAACGAGUGUCUAGUUUUUUAGGCUCAUAAAAUUUUAAAAUCCUUCUAAAAAUUCAAGUUUCCCGCCAAAAGUAAAAAAAUAGACAGAACUUUUUGGAAGCAACAGCUUUUUUAAUUUAAGUUUUUCGCUAGCUCUAGAUGCGGCUGAGAUCAAAAAUAAAAACCUAAAAAGCCUAAUUAGGCGCUAGGUGGAUCACGUGACCACCUAGGAGCCUAAAAAUUUCAGAAAGUGAGUUUCUCAAUAUGUGCUAAAAAAUGGCCUAUAUGGAAUUCGAAUUGAGUUGGGGGCAUUUUUCAUCAUCUUACCCGGAUUAGCCCUUUCAUUCGCCUCCACAAUACGAUGUGAAUGAUCUAUUUCUAUUACAUAUACCCUACAUGUAUAUUUUAUCCCAAAAGGUAUGUACUUCUAAAGUUGUGCUCACUACAGAGAGACAUGGAUUGUAUCCUCGCUCCGACCCUUGCUCCCUGGUAUUUAUAUUCGUUAUAUUCGUGAAUUCUCGCAUUUAAAAUAAUGUAUUUAUUUUACAUAGCGAUCGAUAAAAUAGUUUCGAUCGCUAUGUAAAAUAAAUACAUUAUUUUAAAUGCGAGAAUUCACGAAUAUAAAUACCAGGGAGCAAGGGUCGGAGCGAGGAUACAAUCCAUUGCUCUCCGUAGUGAGCAAACCCUAAGAAAUCCUAUUACCUGUUUCGAAGCAGUUUCAGACAAUAUGUUUGGCCGUUUCCUCUAUAUUUUUACCGAGUCUGCAUGCUACUCUGUCCACUUUGCCUUUUUACAGAAAUGCUAGCGAAUGAAAAUAAAAGUGAAAACAUGAGUUGACAUGUUGUCACACGCACACAGUUGUCACAGUAGACAGUUUAGUUUAAUUAGCACCAGUUUAUUAGUCAUUAAGCAGCAAUCAUAUUCAACACAAUAAUCAGCAAUAUGUGACAUGGAAAACAUCUGUACUUUAGUAUUUUUUUGACAAUUCUCCUUCCCAAGAAGAGUCUUGGAUAGGUCAUUCAUCCUCACUGCAUGGCUAAUUGGUUAUGCCAAGGCUAUAAAAAAAUCCCCGCCGAAUGACCAGCCCAACCAAAUCCACGUAUCCAAGAUUUUGCUUAGCAUUUUCUAAUUUUCUUUUUGUAUUUUUUGCCAUCAUUUAUGUCUUGCACCCUUAACAUUUUAGGUCGAGGGGAAGUGUGGUUAAGCGCGCACUUAUAUUGAACCUAACCUAACCCAUAACGUUAUUGAUCUAUACCCUGUUUUUAAACCAGGAGGAGUAAACAGACAGAUUCACAUCUAAUAAUGUCACUAAAAACUCACCAAAUACAUCUUCUUUUUUGGUUGAAUAUGUCGGCUUUCGACGGUAAUCCAUACAUAUUAUAUUAUACUAAUCGCUAUUAUAAGUCGCUAAAGGGUUCUAAAAUCAACUUUUUUGUAUUUAAAAGCAGAUUAAAAAUCUAAAAAUUAAAGGAAUAACGCAGAAAAUACAAAAGUCGCCGAUAUAACUUAAUUAACCUAUGAAAUGCCAAUAGUGUCAAAAUUUCACAAAUAACAAUAGCGUCAAAAUUUCAUAACAGUGGAGUAAACUUGCCUGAGGUUGUACAAUUACAAACAAGCAUUACGGCGAGGUAAAUUUGAAUUACUCCUCCUAGUUUAAAAAGAGGGUAUAAUGAUAUAAUGUGAUAGUACAUAGGUUUGUAAGUUUAUUUCUGUUAUUGUUUGUCACUUAUUCGACGACAUUACCUAUUACUAGAUUAUUGUUUUUUCUUUUUCUUGUUUUUGAAUCCAGGGCGCCCAUCAUUAUUUCUUGCUGAUUGACUAUUUUAAGAGUACCUCUGCUAGUUGUUGAUAGCAUGCACCUUUUUCUUGUUCCGAUGUAUCUUCAUUGCGAGCAUAUUAUAUGUAUAUGCUUAAUAUAGUAAUUUUGUGUCUUAGUCCAGGAACCAAAGCUUUACACCUCGCAAUUUUUACAGAAUGGAGCAAUUUGCUUGAAAAUUUGAGAAUAAGUAGUGGAUAGUCCAUGGAUCAAAAUCUAUAUGAUGCCGACAGGUGCUUUUACCAUGGGGGUGGUUGCCACCCCAUCUCGGGGGGUGGGAAUUUUUUACUAUAUUUUGACCGCAAAAGUUAAUAAAAACAUUCAUUCUAAACAAAAAAUGUUCUAUACAUUUUUUUGAUAAAGUUAAUAAUUUUUGAUUUAUUCGCUAUUGAAGUGUUAGCUUUAUAUCUAAAAAAUCAAAAUUUUUCGAUGGUAUACUUUACGAUUCACUCAAUUUUUGCCGUAGAACAAAUUUUAUCAAACCCUGUUCUUGGGAGUUAAAUUACCUACAAUUUCAUAUUUAAACAUUUUUUCGUAUCUCUGAUGCUAAUCUUUCUAUUUUGAAGAAAAUGGCAUUUUUUACCAAAUUGCAAACAUUCGUUAUUCGCUUUAAACUUCAGUUUUUUAAAAACUAAUCAUUCGAAGCCAGUCAAACUUCUAGAAUCUAUUAAUAAUACAUAAAUAAAGAAGAAUAAAUGAGGCCAAUGACUAAAAACACCGCUAACUUACAUUAUUAUGCUUCCAAUUGGAUUUCUCUUUUUUUUUCAAAAAAAUAUAUUGAUUUUUUUACCGUAACUUUUUUAUUUUUUAUCUUAGAAAGUUCGUUAAAAAAGAAUUUUGUAGGUUUUUACAAGAUCUACUAGGCUAUUAAUAUUAAAUCUUUUUAAAAUUCUCAGUCACAAAAAGAGGUGGCAUUGAAAGGGUUGGUAAAGUUGGUUUUUGCAUGAUAUUACAAGUUUUAAUUGUCAAUAGCUCACUCAAUUUUUGCCGUAAAAAAAUUUUUGCAAACCAAGUUCUUGUGAAUUAAAUAAGCUACAAUUUCAUAUUUAAAUAUUUUUUCGUAUCUCUGAUAUUAAUCUUUCUAUUCUGAAGAAAAGAACAUUUUUUACCAAACUACAAAAACUCGUUAUUCACAUUUAACUCCAUUUUUUUAAAAACUAAUCAUUAUAAGCCGACCAAACUUCUAGAAUCUAUUAACAAUGCAUAACUCAAGAAAACCAAAUGAGGUCAAUGACAAAUUUUAAUUAGGGUGGUGAUUAGGGGGUUGUUUACGAUCACUUUUUUGCUGAAAAAAUAGGGACUGACAUUCUUUUCAUUAUAAGUAACUUAAUUUUUUUAGCUAGAGAUUUUUUUUAUUUCUGGAGAUACAUAUUUUUAAAUACUUUAAAUUAGUUUCAACAAGAUCCUCGAAAAAUGCAUAGUUUUCCCGUCCUUUGACUUUGAAACUACAAUAUUUAGCAUUUGAUGAAGAAGAGCCAACAUUUAAUAAAGUAUCGCUCGAUUACUAUUGGUCUUAAAGAAAAUAAAAAAACCGUUUUGUUUAUUUUUUCAAAAGUUACAUUUUUGUUAGGUAAAGUUGUUUUGAUAAAACGAAAACUUUUUGAGUUAUUAGCAGAAAACCGAUUAAAAACAUUGAUUUUUUUCUAUCACUUUCGAUAGCGAAUAAAUCGAAAACUAUUAAUUUUAUCAAAAAAAUGUAUAUGCCUUUUGUCAUGAUAUAGAUUUUGAUCCUUGGACCUAUAUUCUGCUUCCUAUAUUGCAGCACAUUGGACUUCCUAUUUAUCAGUCAAAUUUACUCGUUUGAAAAAUUUGACCACUACCUCGGUAGUUUGUUGUUACAUGUGGUGAAAUUUUUUAAGUUAUGACGGUGGCUCCACAAAAAUACAGUAAGUUGUGUUUUUCUGUACUUUACUGUUUAUUGAACAUUGAACAUUUUGACAGGCGACAUUUUGCGCCUACGCACGUAAGUCUCAGAGUGACUUAGAAUUGGACGAUCUUCUUGCAUUUCUGCUAUCCUGAUACUACUCAGUAGACAGAAGUCGCAAACCACGUUGUGGAUGAAUGAAUACGCCUGGAUGAAUGAAUGAAAAACACCUUUUUUUGUCAGUGUUACGUUUAGUCAUGUCGUCAAGGAUCAAAGGUCAAAGUGUGCUCAAGUGGCUACCUUAGUAGAAUACGUCAGGAUGAAUGAAUGAAAAACACCUUUUUUGUCAUUGUUACGUUUAGUCAUGUCGUCAGGGAUCAAAGGUCAAAGUGUCCUCAAGUGGCUACCUUAGUAGUCUCAAAUACUUAGUACUUAUUCUCAAAUUUUCAAGCAAAUCGAUCCAUUCUGUAAAAAUUGCGAGGUUUUGUCCUAUUUUAAGCUUAAUUACUUGGACUAUCUGCAGGAUUCGCAAGUUUUAGAUUUACUUUUCAAAAUAUCUUUAGGAAAAUCUGUUAAAGAAAGUUGCUUACUAAACUAAGAAAACAAAGCUGUUUAUGACUGUUUACAUAUCUUUUGACACAGUAAAAUGCAUUAUGUAUAUAUUUUCUUAACUAUUUCAUGCAAAACUAUCAUUCGAUUAACAAACGUAUUGUAACAUAUGAAUUUAAAAAUUGAUUUUACAUACAUUAUUCAAUUUCUGACUUUUGGCGUGGAUAAAACCUUUUGUAUUCUAUUUUUUUGCAGCUUUAGGUUGAGUAAGAAGAACAUAAGAAACCACCUUUCUUCAAGGAUAAGAUUAACAAAA
Diabrotica virgifera virgifera (western corn rootworm) is the source of this 9124-nucleotide messenger RNA. It is a transcript of the gene Pp2A-29B, whose product is annotated as serine/threonine-protein phosphatase 2A 65 kDa regulatory subunit A alpha isoform. Lineage: Eukaryota; Metazoa; Arthropoda; Insecta; Coleoptera; Chrysomelidae. Gene Ontology annotation, cellular component: protein phosphatase type 2A complex; cytoplasm. The coding region runs from base 209 to 2017 and encodes 602 amino acids. The record is from RefSeq and is a predicted model, not a curated record. The transcript has 9 exons. Gene Ontology annotation, molecular function: protein binding; protein phosphatase regulator activity. Gene Ontology annotation, biological process: protein dephosphorylation.